GAAGCGAGCAGUCAGAGAAACAGGCAGGGUCAUACACGGAAAUCACUAUCAGGGACAAGGCAAGAAUCGGUCGUGGAAAACAGGCAAGAAUCAUACACAAAUAAUAGCAAAACACAGUAUAACGCUCAGUAAGUCAUGUGAGGACGAUACUUCGCGUAAAACAAUGGGUGAGGAUUCCUUCGAGCUGCACUCGGUGGAUGCGGAGCUGGAGGCCGUGGAGAAGCAGAUCCGCGACCUUCAGGUGAAGCUAGCCCAGCUGCGACAGCAGAGAGACGCUCACCUGUCCCAGGUAAAUCCACGGCGUGAUACGGUCACUCCCACAACCUCAACACUGUGUGUUUCUCUGCCCAGCACAGCUAGGAGGCAGCCCGCCCAGGUUUCGUUCACUCCGGCGCCGGGGUACCACGGAGCCUGGAUACAGCAGCAGCGGAAAACACGCGCCUUGCCCCGGCCGAGGACCUCUCCCCCUCCGCUGCCACCCGUCUUCGAGAUCUCGACCCGCAACCGCUUCACUCCUCUCCGCGAGGCAGCAUGCGACGCGGUGAUCAUAGGAGACUCUAUCGUCCGGCAUGUCCGUGCUACCGCGGCUAAAGGUAAGGUGCGCACUCGUUGUUUUCCUGGUGCUCGUGUUGUUGAUGUCGCUGCACAAGUACCGGCGGUCCUGAACAAGAACAUUGGAGCCGUGGUCCUCCAUGCUGGCACGAACGACAUAAGGCUGAGGCAGACGGAGAUCCUGAAGAAGGACUUCAAGAACCUGGUGGAGAAGGUUCGCACCACAUCGCCCCCGCCGAGGAUCGUGUCAGGACCACUUCCCAUGUUCCAGCGAGGAAUUGAAAGGUUCAGUAGGCUUUUUGCAUUUAAUGAAUGGUUACAGUCUUGGUAUCAAGAACAGAAUAUACCAUUUGUUGAUAAUUGGAAUGUUUUCUGGGAGCAUCCUAGGCUCUACUGUUACAAUGGCCUUCACCCAAGCAGAGCUGGAGCAGCAGUCCUCUCAGACAACAUAUCCAGGACACUGCGCACCAUCUGACUGCACCAGCUGACAAGGGUGCUGAGAGGACCUAUGCUGAGCUGGUGGAAGGCAGAGAGAAAAUCCAUGAUUGGAGGAUGUUCAUGUCAGCUUUCCUCUUGGAUGACCACUUGGCAGUGGUUGAGGACAAGCCCUGGUUGAUGGCAGAGGUUAUGGGAUUUUACCUUGAUUACCAUGCUCUCUGUCUAAAAUGGGAGGCAGACAACAGUAAGGGGGAGUUAAUAAACUGCUUCCUAACCAACAUCAACCCCAGUCGCAGGAUGCCUAAGGAGGGUCAGUAACCACCAUCAAACAGCUGAUCAAGAUGAGCCCCAUGGUAGAAAGGGCUGCAUGGAGGUUAAGAACUACUGGCAAAAGCUGGAAAAGUUUAACCUGAAGGAAAAAGGACCCAAUAAACCAUCUUGACACAAAGAGCACACAAAGACAUGAGCACACAAAUGACACAAAGAGCUAGCGCGGAUGUCAGUUACACAACCUGAUGACACUGAGCUCUGUACACCCUCUCUUCUCCAAGUACCACUUUAGGUUACUAGGGAAAAAAUGAGAGCAAUUAUUGACACUGGCAGCUGAUAUACACUGAUGCUGCACAGCAUCUGAAGGAGCCUAACAAAGUACAUAGGCCAGAAGUACCCACACAGCAACAGAAGCAGCAAAACUUUGUUACUGUGGAUAAUAAAGUGCAUGUUUCCAAGGUCAAGACUCCACAUCAGUCACACAGAUGCCAGUGAGCUGGGACUAGGGGACAUCUAAACCCAAUAAUCUGAGGAGAGAGAGAACAUAAUUGCAUAUGCAUCAAGAACAUUGGGCUGAGUUUAAUUAAUCUACCUUAGACAAGGAAUGUCUGACUGUGGUCCAGGCUGUUGAAAAGGCAUUUCUUGGAAGGACUGAAGUUUGAGGUCUUUACUGACCAUGCAGCACUGGCCUGGAUAUUCAACUGCCCAAAGACCUUCUCAUGCUUGACAAGAUCAAUUCACCUUCAAAAUGUGCUUUAGGAAGGGUUGUCUAAAUACGUGACUGGAGGCCUUGUCAAGGGCCAAUAAACCUCCCUCAAUGGAUGUACCUCUUUGCUUGAGUGUCGUCCACCACCAUCAAACUGACCUAUGCAUUUCUUGACUGAAAUACUCAUACUAUAUUCUCAUACUCAUUCAUAUUGUAUAAGGAGCUCCCACUAAAAGAUCAAGCAGAGAAAUACUAACUCAUAGUAACUCAUAGUACCACUAAACUUUAUCCUAAGUUUCAUUCGCCAUUUCCCCUCUAACCCAUUAGGGGGUCAUCUCAGACAGCUGAAGAAACUGAUACGAUUGCUGGAAGAAACCUGGUGGUUGACAGUGUAAAGGGACAUAUGGGAAACUGUGUAUCACCUGUCAGAAAUACAAACAUGACAACACUAAGUCUUGGCUAGGGUUCAUACAGUCCACUGAGGUGCUGGGGCAGGAUACACCUUGAGAAUUGACCUUGGGGGAAUUCCAAGGCGUUCCCAGGUCAGCCGAGAGACAUAGUCCCUCCAGCGUGUCCUGGGAACGCCUUGGAAUUCCCCCGGAAGAGUUGGAGGAAGUGGCUUGGGAGAGGGAAGUUUGGGCAUCCCUGCUUAGACUGCUGUCCCCGUGACCCAGCUACAGAUAAGCGGGAGACAAUGAUAUGACAUGACAUGACAACUAUAAUAUUAGUAGGGAAAGCUUGUUCUCCUGGAGAUCUAGUCUGGCUCAAAUCACACCCACUUUCUAGUAACACUGCUAAUUUCUCUGCAAAGCUAGCACCCAAGAUGGAGGGACCUUCGAGGAAGGUUGGUGUGCCACAGAAAAUGUUGAAACAGUUCUACAUUGCAGUCACUGAAUCCAGUCCUAUGCACAUCCAUCGCUGGUUUGGAGCAGGACAGGAACAGACUGCUACAAAUAUUAAAAAUGGCAAAAAAAACAACAAACUAAAUGAAUAGUGUUGUUAUUUAUACCUGUACAAUAACAACUGGAACCAAAUCCCUUGUGUGUGCAAAACAUACUUUGCAUACUAUGCAAUAAACCUGAUUCUGAUUCUAUGAGCAGCUUGUGGAAACUUGCAGAGUGUACGUGAAAUUUAUCUAAAUUCUUAU
Messenger RNA from Hemibagrus wyckioides, 3113 nucleotides. RefSeq lists its product as uncharacterized. The record is from RefSeq and is a predicted model, not a curated record. Lineage: Eukaryota; Metazoa; Chordata; Actinopteri; Siluriformes; Bagridae. The coding region runs from base 164 to 1027 and encodes 287 amino acids. The transcript is spliced from 3 exons.